This is a messenger RNA of Trematomus bernacchii (emerald rockcod), 1068 nucleotides long. It is a transcript of the gene epb41l4a, whose product is annotated as erythrocyte membrane protein band 4.1 like 4A. Gene Ontology annotation, cellular component: cytoskeleton. The annotation marks the transcript as partial. The transcript is spliced from 13 exons. Lineage: Eukaryota; Metazoa; Chordata; Actinopteri; Perciformes; Nototheniidae. The record is from RefSeq and is a predicted model, not a curated record.
AUGGCGUGUUUCCGUGGCAACCGGGAAGAUUUCUAUGGAGAAGUGCUCCUAUUGGACGAGAGGAAGCUCUGCCUGACGUCAGAGCAGGGCAUCAAAAAGUCUUCCAAGGCGGUGGCCAUCUUGCGGCUCGUGUUUUUUCACCUAAAAAUCUCACAAGUCGAAUUCUUCGGUUUGAGAUUCUGCGACAGAAACCAGCAGACGAACUGGUUGGAUCCUCAGAAAGCUCUCUCUCAGCAUCGAGACCUCGUCGGACCGCCGUACAUUUUCUAUUUCGGGGUGAAGUUUUACGCUCAGGAUCCGUCGGAGCUGGAGGACGAAGCUACGCUGUGUCAGUUUUACCUGCAGGUGCGUCAGGACGUCCAUCAUGGCCGCCUCCCCUGCCCCCCCUCCCUGAAGCCCCGCCUCUCCGCCCUGAUGCUGCUCGUGGAUGGAGGAGAGCGCAGCGACGUAGAGCCGACUGAGGAAAUAAAGACCCUGUGUGAAACCCUCAGCGGUGUUUCCGGUCCCCAGGCGCAGCGCCACUUCCUGUCCCUCUGCAGCUCUCUGGAGACCUUCGGAGUCUCUCUGUUCCCCGUCUACGGUGAGGGGGGGACAGAGUACUUCCUGGGUCCCACGCCGGCUGCUGUACUGGUUUACAGGAGCCGAGAGCUGCUGGGGAAAUAUCUCUGGCAGAACAUCUCUAAACUUCAUUUCAAAGACGAAACCUUCGAACUCAGAGUCGCUAAAAACGGCUCAGAGACAUCCUUCUUCUUCCACACAUUGAAUCGAUCUGACUGUAAACGUCUGUGGAGAUGUUGUGUUGAACAUCAUGCCUUCUUCAGGUACACACACACACACACACACACACACACACACAGAAGUGUCUCUCGCUCGCCCGCUCUCCCUCGGCUGAACGUGGGCUUGUUGAGAAACAGAACAACCAGGAAACACACCAAUCAGAGGGCGGGUCUCACACACGGACCAAUAGAGACGCAGACAGCGCCCCCUGCGGUUCAGAGGUCAGAGGUCGGGACCCAGCAGGAGCACCUGAAGCCCAGUGCACCAUGGGAAAACAGCGGCCCCAAAGAG